This is a messenger RNA of Funneliformis caledonium, 825 nucleotides long. Lineage: Eukaryota; Fungi; Glomeromycota; Glomeromycetes; Glomerales; Glomeraceae. The record is from the annotation of a GenBank genome assembly.
AUGCGCGAAGAUGUUAUGAAUUCGGUGAUAAAUCGGCUUAAUGUGUCAAAGUUAGAAGUAAACUUCAACAUAGAUAGGGAAGGCGAGCAUCAAAUGGAUUGCUACACGAUCUUUAGUUUACCCUCACGUUACUUCGCAAGAACCUGUCCUAUAUGCGCCAAAACUCAUUGGUACUUGGAUGGCAAAUGGUGGAUCGACAGACAAGGCAAUAAAAGAUAUUAUUUGAAAUGUGAUAAUAUCAAAGAGCCUGGAAUCCUGCUUGAUGAGACAACAGAGAUUAUGGUUCGUAAAAAGAAUAAAAGGCAUAAGCAAUCCACAUCAUCAACAGCUUCAGCCAAUGAGACCCAGUCACAAAGUGUUUCGCUUACAGUAACAGAUACGGAACUACAAGAACUUAUACGCCAAGGUCUUGUAGUUGAUGAAGUUCACGAAGUAUUAGAAUAUGAUCGAAAAAGUAUGCCUUGGGUUGAUAACUUUAUUUGUCUUUCGAUUGAGCUCGAAAACCAAUGCAAUGAUCCAAGAGAAAAGGCAUAUCACGCCUUAAUGAGAGAACUCUUUACCAUGAAGGCAUUUCGUGAUGCAUCCAGUCAAGAUGGAUUCGUCUCCGGAGCAGAAUAUUAUAGAUAUAAAAUAGAUAAUCGCAUAACUGAUUUCAUCAUUCAAAUGGGGCAAGGUAAAAAAGGAUGGUUGAGCCGUGGAUCAGUUGCGACAUUAUAUCAAGUGACAACUACGGAAAGAGUGGUAGAUUUGCUUAAUGAUGCCGAAAAUAAAGGUCCUGAAACUCGUGGACAAAUAAUCAUUUUUUGUUCUCUCAAAAUCAUGUGA